This is a messenger RNA of Aptenodytes forsteri (emperor penguin), 1245 nucleotides long. RefSeq names its product interleukin 5 receptor subunit alpha (gene IL5RA). Lineage: Eukaryota; Metazoa; Chordata; Aves; Sphenisciformes; Spheniscidae. The coding region runs from base 1 to 1245 and encodes 414 amino acids. Gene Ontology annotation, molecular function: protein binding; cytokine receptor activity. The record is from RefSeq and is a predicted model, not a curated record. Gene Ontology annotation, biological process: cytokine-mediated signaling pathway; immunoglobulin mediated immune response. The transcript has 10 exons. Gene Ontology annotation, cellular component: external side of plasma membrane.
AUGGCCAGCAUGAUGAGAGUUUUUCUGAUCCUCCUUUGGACAAUGAACUUGGUUCAGCAAAACGUACCUCAAGCUGCAGGAGUUCAGGUGUUCCCACCUGUUAACUUCACCCUUACAGUCUCUGCGUUAGCACAAGUACUUUUACACUGGAAACCAAACCCUAAUCAAGAACAAAAAAACUACACUAUUAGAUACGAUGUGAAAAUCCUAAGCCCUGUGCCUGAAGAGUAUGAUACAAAGAAGACUCACAGUAUCCGAACAGCUGCACUUCACAACGGUUUCUCCGCACACGUUCGGACGUUACUACUCCAUAAUGACCUUCAGAUGACAAGUGACUGGGUAAAGGAAGAACUCCUGCCUCUGCCAGGUGCUCCAGAGACAUCUGUCACUAAUUUGUCCUGUGUUACUCGCAUCACCAUUUCUAGUACUGUUUCUCUCCAUUGCACUUGGCUUCCUGGCCGAGGGGCACCAGAACAUACCGAGUACUUUCUAUUUUACAGGUAUGAGACGUACACUGAAGAAUGUCAAGAUUAUAUCAAAGACAAGUGGAACAGGAAUACUGAGUGCAGAUUUUCAGUGACUCAUAUUGAUCCUGAACAGGUUGACAAACUCAUUGUAAUACACAUUAAUGGGUCUAGCAAGUAUGCUGCAAUCAAACCUUUUCAGCAGUUAUUUAACCAAAAUGCCAUUGAGAAAGUGAAUGUUCCCAGAAAUGUCACUGUAUUCUUAGAGCAAAAUGAUCUCCUGGCCACAUGGGAGAAGCCAAUUUCUCCUUUCCCUAAAGAAUGUUUUGAAUAUGAAUUUUACCUCUUCAACUUGAAGUCAGGUAACAAGCAGAUAUUGAAAAUAUCCUCAAACGACUUCAGAUUAUGGAUUGAUGUUACCAACAGGUAUUCCAUACAAAUAAGAGCUAAUCAUCACAUAUGUUGUACAAGAGGAUUUUGGAGUGACUGGAGUGAAGUUAUUUAUGUUGGGCAAAACAAACCGGAGAAUCCCAUAGCCUGGAUUCUCGCUGUGCUUUGUGUGUCCACGUACUGCACAUUCCUACUUGUUGCUAUAAUAUGCAAAAUAAACCACAUAUGGAGUAAACUGUUUCCACGAAUUCCAACACCCAGCAACAAAUUCAGAGAUCCCUUCCCAAAUGACUACGAGAGAGCACAUACCUGCACCAGCGACCUGGAGACCGAGUUCGGCAGCUUCGCUGAAGAUCUCUACUGCAGCGCCCUCGACAACUCUGUCUUCUGA